Molecule: messenger RNA, 3450 nt
Organism: Anastrepha ludens (Mexican fruit fly)
Lineage: Eukaryota; Metazoa; Arthropoda; Insecta; Diptera; Tephritidae
Exons: 3
Coding region: 3174-3338 (54 amino acids)
Source: RefSeq, a predicted model, not a curated record
UGUAGAUAUAUAGAUGCUGUGCAGUGAAAAGUGAAAAACGGCAACUUUAAAGCAAAAAUUAGAUGAAAUAAGAAACUUAACAUAUAUCCAAUUGAUACAUUCGCAAUAAUGUAAAAGAAGUACUUCUGAUAGGUGUUUUAAAUUUGUUGUGAGCUUGUAAAAAGCCUGCGUGGCAGCCGAUGAUUGUGUUUUAUUGAUUUAGAAAUCGCAAACAAAACAGUGAAUUGCAUUUUGCAACGUAUAACUAUACUCAAGUUAAUCUAUACUGUGUGACUGAAAAUAUUUUCUGCAUUUAAUUAUAAAAGCAAAUUAAGGUGUGGUGAUUUAUGCAACUCCUACGCCGAUUCUCUCAUUCCAAACGAAAUUCCAAACGUGGCGCAAGGAGGUCAGAAAAAGAAUUGAAGUAGAAUAAGUGAUGUAAGUAAAUAUAGGAAAAAAACGUGCUUAAAAAUUAGAAAGUAUUAGGUAAAGUAUACGUUAAUAAUGAAAAUAAACGAAAUGUAUGAAAUAAAGUGCGAUUCUCUGUUAAAUAAAAAUUUAAUAUCUUGAAGAAGAUACUGCCAUCCUAUGGGAGAAAAACCGCGCUCUCAGCUCAACCUAGUGCUAAAGUUUCGUUCAGUUUUUUGACAUUUACUUGGCUCAUGUUUUGACAUCUGCUGACAACCACAUAAGCAAAAAUUUGACAGUGAAUUCACAGCUUCAAACAUUGGCAUGUGUGUGUGAAAAAAGUAAUAGAAAAAAGGUGUUUACGUGCUUUAGAAGUGCGUGAAAAUAUAUUACGCGGUUGCAAUAAGUUUAUAAGUAACAAAUUACGGGCAUAAUCGACUUACCUGAAUUAAGAGCUCAUAAAUACAUACAUAUAUAUGUAAGUAAAAAUUAAAAUUGACUUGCCACAUUCGCUACGGCACAUUGUUGUAUCGAUUCAGAACAUUGUAACCAUCAAUAUUACCAGCAGCAUUAACUCAACUUUAAUAGCACUCACCACCCCUACCUUGCGUCGAACGGCAAGUGACGUCGUGAACGCCGCCGUCGACAGCGUUGCGCCAGCAAACGUAUCAACAACAACAACAACACCAACGGUGCAAAGUGAACAUACAUAUGCAUGUAGAGCGGCUGUGUGCGUGCGAUAGGGAUGCUGACUGUCAGUGUCACAGCAGCAUUUUAAUCAUGUGCUUGUAAUUGUAUAUGUAUGUGGAAGUAAAAGUGGUGGCAGCAUCCGCCGAAUCCGCUUUACCGUUCGUUUCAACGCUCAACGUGCGCAUUUGUCGUUUAGUCGUCGUGGACUGCUGCGCGAGUAGAGCUAGAAUAAGUGAAAUUGUUCAGAAGAAAAUAUUGCAUACUUUUGAGAGUUAUUGUUAUGUAGAAAAUGAGUAGGUAAAAAAUUAAAGCACACAAAAUUCAGCGCUAAGUAAAGUAUGAAAAGUUCGGUAAAUUAAACAAAAAGUGCAAAAUUUGGUUUACUGAAAAGAAAAAUAGAAAAGUCACUCAGAAGUAAAUGUAGAAAUGUAAAUGUAAAAAGUUCCGAAUUAUAUUUAAGGUGAAAAGGUUGAAUUACAGUAAUAAUACAGCGUCUGGAAUGCGACUAAAAACUUCUAGAAAAUUUCACAAACCUUUAGACAAUUUUUGAAAAUUGCUGCACAAAAAUUCCUUCGCUGCCAUUUGCCAGGAUCUUUGCAGAUUUCGUCUGAAAUUGUGCGAAGAAAGUUGGUAGGUGCCAAUAUCAAAUUUUGUAGCUGUUUUAAUAGAACGCCUGAGUGAAAGUGUACGAAAAAUUUAGUAUUUAAUUUGGAUAUUUGCUUGAAGAGUAAAUCUUAUAUUUACGCAGCAAAAUUCGUAUAUAAUAUAUGGAAAUGGAAUCGAAAGACGUGUAAAAGUAUAUAUCAUUCAAAGGUAGUCGUUGAAGUUUUCGCAUUCGUCGUAUAUUCGUGUAACAGAACAACAGUCUAUGUGAAUGUGAUAGUGCGCUUGACUUUUCUCUCUACAAAUUAUAUUUGUUGUAAGCGACAAAGCAUUAGAUUAGAAAGUGGAAUUCGUGAAAAAACAAGCACUAAAAGUUGGUAAAAAGUGAAAAUAUUUUUGUGCAUGCUUAUGCUUGAGUUGAGACAUACAAACACAUAUACACUAAGGAAUGAAUGUAAAAUUGAUAUCUUAAUCCGAUUUUAAAAGUUGUGGAAAGAAAAAAUUCUAAAAGGAAAUGUGAAGAAAACUGUUUAAAUUUAUAAAUAAAUUUAAAGCAGCCGUAAGGUACGAAACAAUUAUGUUCUUGCUGAUAAUAAUAAAGUACAUUAAAGCACAAAGCAAAAUUGCAAAGUUUUGAAAACACCCAAAAAUUCGGCAGUUGUCGCAGUCGAGGAGAAAACUGACGCAGCAGUAGCAGCGGCCGCGACAAAAGCACCAACAAUUUUAAAAAUCAAAGGAACUUGACGAAGCACUAGAAAAGAAAAAGCAAUACAAUAAACACAAACACAUGUCCUGUGAGUCAAAGAGAGCGAAUAAUUAAAUGGCUUACACAAGAGAAGAAAGAAAAAGAAGAGAAAGUUCCCAGCAGUUCAGCAUCCCCAGCACUGAAAAUUGAAUGAAGCAGCAUCAAUGUGGAGCAGUCAAAACUAAUAAAUACAUAUACAUAUAUGUAUGUAUAAAAUUGUGAAUGUAUGCGAACAUCAAAAUAAACAAAAUUUUAUAGUUGAGUUCCCAACGCGACAACGCGUGCAAACUACAGUAUCCCAAAAUCGUCUGUGGUUAAAGGGUGGCAUUCAUUUGAGCACAUCCAACAUUAAGCUCACUAUUAAACGCGAAACGCUUGUCGACAACAAUAUAUGUAUAUCAAUCGUAUAUAUAUAUAUAUAUAUAUUAAAAUAAAGAAAUAAACAAUAAAUAGUUUAAAAACUCCGCGAGCUCCACCCAACAAGGAUAAAAAGUAAUUGAUGUGACCUAUCUCAAUAAAACACCUUACAUAUCCGUUUUCAAACAGGGAAGGCGUGUAUGCCCAAAUUGAGAUUACAAGUUGUCUUAAUUGGUAGUCGUGCAUGUAUGUAUGUGUAAUUUGAGUCUCUAAUCAUCUGCCGACCAUUGCCAGAAUUCUAUUACAACGAUCAAGCAACAUUGUUUUGCUGAAAGUUAAGGCUUCGAAGUAGUUUCUUCAGAAAGGUAAAACACCUUUAAUACUCCUAAAAAUGGGCGCCAAGGAGAGUGUUGAAGCAGCCGCGAAAAUGAAUGCAGACGGUUGGGGUCACGUAGAGCGCGGUAGUCGGUAUCACGCUCAUCGUCACAACCAACGUUCGCAGUCCUUGAAUCGCGGUCAAACGCUUUCACAAGCAGAUGUAAGCGGAAUGUGGUGACAUCGGGGUGCCUCAGGUAAAGCUGCAGGAGGUCAGGGCGGUUGUGCGAGCUGUGCCAUGGGUAACAAGUUGAGCUGCUCCUGUGCGCCAUUGAUGCGCAAAGCGUAUCGUU